AUGGCACCUACAGAUACUAGACAGCCAUAUAAGGCAUCAUCUUUCAGAAAGAGAAGACGAAAUUUUUCUCCUUCGAUUACAUCAUAUUCAAACGAAGGGUUACUAGCGCUAGAUGACCCCAAACCAAAGAACUAUUCCACAAGUAGAACCAAUGGACAAGAUAACGUACCUGAUGACAGUAAGGUGGUGAAUAACUUGAAGAGGAUGGGUGUGAAAGUCACAGUUAGUGAAAAACAGAAACAAUUGAAUAUAAAAUUCUUACUAUGCACCUCAGAAGCAGAAUAUUUUGAAUUUAGAGAAGACGAAAUAAGUCAAUAUUUGAAAGAAAACUUUGGAAUAAGUGGUAUAGCAUUAUCGAAGCUGGUAGAGGGGGUGAUAGAUAGAAUUCUUUUCGUAUAUGGGGAUAUUAUCUCAAUAUCGAGAGCUGCAGUAUACGUUGCGUUCGUGUUGAAUGCAAGAUUGAAUAAUUUGAUUCCAAGUGAAUCAUACACAUUAAAGUCUCCAAAUUAUAAAAUAAACGUUCUUCUCCAAGGGUCAUACAAUGAUGAGAAACUGUACUUGGAAAUAAAUAAAGUGGCUGAUAAUUGUGGAUUGAGAGAAUUCGACAUAUCGAGUCUUUUUAACUACAAUAACAACCCACGUUUGAUAUCGGUACGAUUGAAAGGUGAUUUCAAUUCCUUGUUUAAUUUUCUUAUGCUAACUAUAGAUGCAUCAUUUUCUUCAGCUCAGACGAGAUUUGAUUACAAUGACGAUUCUAAAAUUAAUCAGUUGAGAGCCGUUAGCGUAUUUGAUAAUGCUGGCUUGUUUCAAGUGCAAGAUAUCAACAGAGGAGUAUUAGAUGAACAUGUAAAUAAGGCGCUAGAAUAUAUCUAUUCGAAAUCGUUUCUUAAACCUACCUCAGAGGUAGAAAAAGAAUAA
Messenger RNA from Debaryomyces fabryi, 918 nucleotides. RefSeq lists its product as uncharacterized. The transcript has a single exon. Bases 1 to 918 code for a protein of 305 amino acids. Lineage: Eukaryota; Fungi; Ascomycota; Pichiomycetes; Serinales; Debaryomycetaceae. The record is from RefSeq and is a predicted model, not a curated record.